UGGAGAUCACUGAUCACAGACUGCAGCAGACACGUGAAGGAGACACCAGCUGUAACUGUCGCUCUGCCUUUACCAGCCAAGUGUUUUUGCAUUGCUCGAGUUACACUUAAAAAAAAAAAAGUAAGUGAAUUUAAAGGACGUUUAUGAUGAUCAUCUGAAGCUGUAAACGCGACUUUUAAGGAAGAAAUCGACUCGUUUUGACUUUUGUUUUUGAGGGUGUUUCACCCAAAAGCGAUUAAAGCACUACCUCGCGAAUAAUCCCGCGCGCUGUCGGUUAAUCGGGUUCAUCCUAAUUUCGUCCCUGGCACCAUGCUGUCCAGUGUGCGCCGGCACAGCCUCCGCCUGCAGACGGAGCUCCACCGGUGGAGCAUCUGCGACCCGGGCGACAGCCUCCUGGCCCGGGUCCCCGCAUGCAUCUCCCGCUCCAAGUCCUGCACCAGCUCCGCCGGGGAGUCGGACGGGAGCCGCGGGAGCUGGUCGUCCUCGGACUCCGUCAUCUCCACCGACUCCGCCGGGGAGCCGGUGGGACCCGGGGGCCCGUACCGGGUGGUGCUGUUAGGGGCCAGCGGGGUGGGCAAAACGGCCUUCAGCAGCAUCUUCGCCGGGGCAGCGGACAGCAUGGACAGCGGUGACUGCGAGCUGUGUGGAGAUGAAGUGUGUGAAAAGGAAAUUAAAGUGGAUGGAGAGCCUGCAACUAUCACUCUGCUGGACACAUGGGAUGCAGAGACUGACCACGAGUGGGCUCAGGAGCACUGCAUGCAGACAGGCGAUGCCUACCUGUUGCUGUACUCUGUGACGGACCGCGCCUCAUUCCUGCGAGCCUCCGAGCUCCGGAUAACCCUGCGGCGGUUUCGUCCCGCGCAGCACACGCCGAUCAUCCUGGUGGGGAACAAAUGUGACCUGGUGCGACGCAGAGAGGUGUCAGUCAGCGAGGGUUGCGCCUGCGCUGCUGUGUUUGACUGCAAGUUUAUAGAAACCUCAGCCGCCAUGCAGCACAACGUCUGGGAAGCUUUUCACGGGAUGGUGCGACAGCUGCGUCUACGCCGAGACUCCGAGGAAGCCAACAGGCGUCGCAGGCACACACACCGUCACGCACGCCGCGAGAGCCUUCCUAUGAAGGCCAAACGCUUCCUGGACAAGGUGGUGGCAAAGAACAAUCCCAGUGUGGCGUUCUGGCUGAAAUCGAAGUCCUGUCAUGAUCUUUCUGUGCUGUAGAAACAUGACAACAACUUGUUUUUAACUGUACGCCACACCUUUGAGCCUGGAGAUCAGAAUUUGUGGACGCCUGCUUCUGAGGGGCUAACAGUCGGAUGGCUCAGUCCUCAGUGUGUUCACACUGAGCCAGCCUGGUGUACGUGAGAGGUGUUUGCAACCUUCCUGCACUGCCAUCCACACGUUGCAGUCUAAACCAGACUAAGUGGACUGAGCUCAGCCUCUGUGAAGGACGAGACAAUCGGCUGAUGAAGUGACGUUUCCUGUUGCAAAGACUCGUCGUGUCUGUGUGGCAUAAACUUCGGAGGUUAGAAAUCUACUGAUGGAAACGGGAGAGAAGGAUGUUAUGUUUUGUGUUUUUGAACAGAUACAUUAAUAUUAGUCUCUCUUUCCUCAUCAUUUUGCUCUCAUUCCUGCCUAAUUUGUCAUCUGUUGAUGAUUACCAGUUAUAAGCUAUUGGUGAUUUAGUAUGAUGAACAUUUCUGACUUGUCUUUACUUUUGAUUUGUGAUGUGUAGUAUGUUGCACUGACUGUAAAUAUAUUAAAGACGAUGCAUUGUAUUUUGUUACUUGUGUGUUUCAAUGUUGCUCUUUGAAAUAAAGUGACGUCAUCCAAUUUGAGAGAAAAAACACACGUCUCUUUUGUCUGUCAUCUCAACCCCGCUGAUGAGAUAUUACCAUGGGGUGACUCAGCUUUGACACAAAAGAGACACACUUAUGAAACCUCAACACAACUGUGAUGAGUCAGGUGACAUUAAAGCUGAACUUUCAGAAACUAAUUUUAGUUCCGUGUAGGUGGACGUCAGCUGAUUGAGUACAGUGAUUUGACCGCUUGGGGGGCCGACCAGAGAUUUGGGUAACGGCGUGACACCGAACAUCAUGCUCAGACACGGCCCGUCCUGAUCCCAAACUCAGUUUUGUAGUAAAAGUGGUAAAAUAUGUUGCCACGGUAACAUUCACAGGAGCACCCGGGAAGUGUGUUUUGUAUGUUCAGUCGGGCAGAUG
Molecule: messenger RNA, 2216 nt
Organism: Anarrhichthys ocellatus (wolf-eel)
Lineage: Eukaryota; Metazoa; Chordata; Actinopteri; Perciformes; Anarhichadidae
Gene: gem
Product: GTP binding protein overexpressed in skeletal muscle
Exons: 4
Coding region: 310-1215 (301 amino acids)
Biological process (GO): negative regulation of high voltage-gated calcium channel activity
Cellular component (GO): plasma membrane
Molecular function (GO): GTPase activity; GTP binding; calcium channel regulator activity
Source: RefSeq, a predicted model, not a curated record